CAUCAGGCAGGCUCACAGCUGCAGUUUUUUUAUUUCUAAAUUUCUGUCACCCUGUGUCACCCGUAGUUACCACAUCAAGGUCGUACGUGGGCUGUUUAUCUCAAUAUUCAGACACUAUUUAUAUUCCUAAAAUAUUGCUGACUGUGAACAUAAUAUUUAUCUAGUAUCUAAAGUAUUUGUAUCAACUCCAGUGGCAUUUGCGUAGCAGCUAUGAAAGUACUAUCAAGUUUGAAUGAUGUACCCGAACUUCGGAAGGGGAAUGUUCACAUACGAAAUGAAGAGGAAUUGUUACAAAAAUUAAAUAAAAUGAUUAAGGAUGGUCCUAGCAAGCUGCAGAUAGUAACAGACUUUGACCACACGCUGACCAGGCACACAAUGGACAAUGGAACCAGUGUACUCACCAGCUUUGGUAUGUUCCGUGAGUGUCCUUCAAUACCUCAGCAUUACAAAGAUGAAGACAAUCGGCUGUCUGGCAUUUACAAGCCUAUUGAGUGCGACCCAGUCAUGAGCAUUGAGGACAAAACCAAGCAUAUGAUUGACUGGUAUGUGGCAGCACAUGCAUUGCUCAAAGGAGUAAAAUUCCCAAGAAAUGAAUUGAUGGAUUCAGCAUACAAAAUGGUGCAGUGUUUCAGGAAAGGCGUGAGUGACAUGAUAGACUGGAGCAAGGCUCAGCAGGUCCCGGUAUUGGUGUUCUCUGCCGGGCUCGGAGAGGCCGUGCUUGCUGCCAUGAAGGCUGCCAACUUCUUGCUGCCUCAUGUCAAGGUAGUAUCAAACUUCCUAGCAAUGGACGAAAACGACUACAUAGUGGGCAUCAAAGGCGAAGUUAUUCACACGUACAACAAGAACGAGACCGCCAUCAAACACACUGAGUACUACGACAUGGUGCGCAUGCGCUCCAACGUCAUCCUCAUGGGGGACAACAUCGGCGACGCGGGGAUGGCCGAGGGGAUGGAACACUGCGACGUCGUCGUCAAGGUCGGCUUCUUAGGAAACAACGCUGAAGGUAACCUACAGAAUUACCUCAACAAGUUCGAUAUCGUUCUCGUCAACGAACCAACCAUGGAUGUAGUGAACGCCGUACUACAAUUUAUACUGUGAUUUUAAUUGUGAUCGUAGUCAAUGAAAUUUUAUAAUUUAUUGUUAGUGAUGAUUUGAUGACGAUGUUCUUGUCAGAUUUUAUUUUAAAUAGUGCAAUAGUUUUGUAGCCAGACCCAUUCUGAGGCAUGAGGGUAUUAUUGAGGCAGCAUUUUUACAUUUAUUCACUGAACUAUUUUGGAUUGUCUAAUAUUCGAGCCAUUUUUGUACACUAAUGUAUUGUUUUAAUUAUACAUGUUUACGACGAUAUUUCUACAAACUAAUUAAGGUUUAAAUUAAACUUGUUUAAUUAAGGUUUUACGGACAGGUUUCAUAAGAUGUUUUUUUUUAUAACUGUUGUUAUUUAAUGUUAGUAAAGUAUUCUGCUACAGGUUUUCUUAAAUCUAUACAUAAGACACGGCAUUUAAAUAAUAAAUUAAAUAUUGAUUCAAGUUAACCCAAUACUAACAAAAUUGACGCUCCAACUUAGUAAAUUAGUUGAUAAAACACAUUCGAGCUAUAUACUAGAUAUACAUACUUACCGUACUAAUGUACUCAGGUAUUGUAUUUAUUUAUUUAUUUAUUUAUUUAUUUAUUUCCACCAAACAUACACUAUUUUUACAGGUGCCACCCAAUGCAAUAGCGUAGUUAUUUUUACAUACACUUAUUUAACACUUACAAAACUUAAUACAUACUUAACCAUAAAAAACUAAACUAAUACAAAAAAUAAAAUAAAAUUUCAGUUGUAUCCAAUCGAUAACAUAGCAUAUGCGGCUCUGGUAAGUUCAUUCGUAGUGCAAUGAAACAGAUCUAACCGUUGUGACAAAGCGUUAAGCGCUCGCAGCGCCCGCGUGAGAGGCGCUCGCUGCAGCAGGUUAGUGCGCGCGGGUGGCACGCUCAGCAGCGGCGGCCGGCGCCGGCGCCCCACGUACCCGUCCGGAACACACAGCGACACCGUGCUCAGAACUCCAGGAUUGUGAAUUUUGCCACUCAUAACUUUCCAUAGGUAAACAGCGAGAGCGACCUCCCUUCUAACUUCCAAUCUGUAAUAUCCUAUCAUACCCAGUAUAAACAGCGUAGGAUAUAAUAGUGGAUAUCCUGGGUACACACCGUAUUGCUUUAAGUACAUGAACCUCAAAAAUUUAUUUUGUAUCCUUUCCAGCAUUAAUUGAUAUUUAGUUUCAUGAGGUCCCCAAACUACCGCAUUGCACUCCAGGUGACUUUUUACGAGUGCUUCAUAUAAUGUUUUGAGUGCUCUAAAGUUCGUAAAUGUGUUUGCUAUCCUCAACAGCAUUCCUAAAUUGCGGUAAGCUUUUUUACAAACCUGAGUCACGUGGUUUCGAAAAUGUACAUCAGCAGUGAAGCGCACCCCUAAAUCCCUCACCUCAGAGACUCGCUGUAGCGGAGAACCUCCCAUGUUGUACUGAUGGUGGCUGGGGCUGCGGGCACGACUGAACGUACACACAACACAUUUGUUCACGUUAAAAUAUAAUUUAUUCUGAACACUCCAUUCGACUACCCGAUCUAUGUCCCGCUGCAAAGUGUCAUGAUCCGUUCCCUGCUUCACUUUGUAGACCAAUUUCAAGUCAUCAGCAAACAACAAGGGUGUCGACUCGGUGACUACAUUUGGCAAAUCAUUUACUGUUAUAAUGAAAAGAAGAGGUCCCAAGUUGCUGCCUUGACUGACACCUGAUCUCGUGAAGUAGGGUUCAGAAAGCUGUCCGCCACAGUCGACGUACUGACAUCUAUCUCCCAGAUAGCUGGCUAAGAAUGACAAAGUAUGUGUUGUGCAUCCUACGUCAGCUAACCUGGACAGAAGUAUGUCAUUAUCCACUGUAUCGAACGCCUUUCUGAAAUCGAAGUAGGCAACAUCCACUUGCUGUCCAGCGUCCACCGUUGGUACAAUCUGUGUCAUGAGAUCCAGCAGGUUCCCCGUCGUUCCCCGCCCGGGCCGGAAUCCAUGCUGUGCAUCGGAUAGAAGAGCACUUAUUUGCGGAUACAGACUAUUGUGGCAUUUAAUGUAUUUUAGCAUUCAUGUACACAUUGCAAUAUGUGGAAUACGUGAGAGAUUAAAUACGAUUUAAUGUAAACAAUAUUUAUUGGGUCUGGCUAAACGUGACUUUAGAGUUUAGAUGAAGACUAUUUUCAGCUAUCUAAUGAUGGUGCAAUUUUUGUGACGUGCCCGCCAUUUGCCGCAAAAAUGGCGCCAAAGGCGAUGUGAUACCUUUUCCCGCGCCGUUAUAAAGGCAGCCGAAAAUAGUCUUCUUGAUUAUAUAACUCGGCAUUACUAAUCAUUUGUCUUGACUUACUGUGAACUACUCCAAAGUAAAUAGAGAUUCGAGCUUCUUUUAUAAAUAUCUUUUAAAUGGUCAUAGGCCUCUUAAUGUGUAGAUACUUUAGAUAAUCGUAUGCUUCUAAUAAAUGAAUAUAAAGAGUCAAACUCGUUACGCUCUAUUCUCUAUUCCUCGGCAUUUGGAUUGAAUUUUAUUAAAUUUACUUACUUUAUUACUUAUACAUUUUGUACAUGAAUACGUCAUAAUAUUAGUAUUAAUAGAUCUACUUGGAAAUAUUCGAUAUUAGUCUAUGAACCAAUGGUGUUGAAUAAAGUACAAAUGUACAACACUGCUUUAAUUUGCAGAGGCUUUAUUUAUUUUUAAGGGACAAGCUAUGAAAAGUAAAUGGCGAAUUUUAAUGGUAUUUUGACCUGUAUUUCUGUUUUUCACUCUUUUCAAUACUAAAAUAUCUAUGUAGCAUUGUUGAGAAAGGGGGCGCUGUUGUUAUAAAGUAUGUUUGAAUUAAUUAGCAUUACAUGUAAGUAAUUAUUUCAUGAAAUGAAGAUGUUCUACAAGAACAUUAUGACAUCCAUUGGUUUAUAGACUGUUGAUUAAGUUUUGUUUGGUUAUUGUUGAUUUAUGCCUAUAACUAUAAUUAUUGCAAUAUUAUUAUAUUCUGCAUACUUGGUAUGUCUUUCGAGCAUAUUGCAGAGUUGUUUAGUUAGAUGCUAUGAAAUAUUUUGUUGUUUUGCUCUCGGAUACAUUCUAUAUUUUUUGUUGAUGUUUUCGAAAGGUAAAGAUGAUGGCCAAUCCCGUGGGUGUAUAUAAUUUCUUCACGGAAUACACAUAGUAUGCGCACGCGCAAGUAUGCAAUUUUUCGCAUUUUUACUAGUUUUUAUGUACGCCGUGGAUUGUCCAUUGUCUUGCAAGCAAAUAAAUUAUGUAACUUUACUUACUGAUUCGACCUGUUUAUGGUAUAACCGCAACGUCAAGCACUGUUUGUAAUUAGUAAUUACGCAUUUUGCUUUUAUUGUUCAAAUUAUCGUAAAUCUGUAGUAAUUCAUGUAUAUGAUAUUAUUAUCCCACUAUAGUAUACCUAAUUGUCAACUUUAGAUCUGCACAAACCACUUGAUGACUGUAAUGUUGACAAAUUCAAAAGACAUGUGCGACGAGGGGAGAAAUAAAACAAUAUUUGUAAUGAAAUUAAAUAA
Molecule: messenger RNA, 4558 nt
Organism: Helicoverpa zea (corn earworm)
Lineage: Eukaryota; Metazoa; Arthropoda; Insecta; Lepidoptera; Noctuidae
Gene: cN-IIIB
Product: 7-methylguanosine phosphate-specific 5'-nucleotidase
Exons: 6
Coding region: 211-1098 (295 amino acids)
Cellular component (GO): cytoplasm
Molecular function (GO): 5'-nucleotidase activity; magnesium ion binding
Source: RefSeq, a predicted model, not a curated record